Molecule: messenger RNA, 793 nt
Organism: Biomphalaria glabrata
Lineage: Eukaryota; Metazoa; Mollusca; Gastropoda; Planorbidae
Product: zinc-binding protein A33-like
Exons: 4
Coding region: 157-582 (141 amino acids)
Source: RefSeq, a predicted model, not a curated record
GCACCAUCCUUAACAGAAUUAACGACUUCUGCUUAGGACUUAUAGUUAUAGCCGCUAGGUAAUCUGGAGCAGACUUUACCAGAGACCUCGCUACUGGCAUCAGUUUUUGUACUAGAUUUACUAGAUCUAGUGCAGGUUUCUGAAAUUGAUCCAGACAUGUCAGAGCAAGAACUGGUAGGGCAAGAAUUUAUUCUGUCAGAGCAAGAACUGGUAGGGCAAGAAUUUAUUCUGUCAGAGCAAGAACUAUCAAGAGUUUCUGAGGAGUUGCAAGAUGUACGAGCUGAACACGAAAGAAUAUUGGAUGUAUUGAGAAGAAUUAGAGAUGCAUACCUAUCACUUAAGUGCCCAGGAUGUAAAAACACUUUCACCUCAAAAGGGAAUCAUUGUCCUAAAGUAUUAGGAUGUGGACACAGCCUUUGUAAGGCUUGUGUCUCUAUGUAUACAGUGAAAUGUACCUGCUUCUGUCCUGUAGACAAUGAGGAAACCCUUGUAGAGAGAAAACUAGCCACCUGCAAACUUAUAGCAUCUCUUUUGGAGAAAAUGGAACUUAUAUUUUUGGAUGCAAAUUUUCCAAAGCUCUAAGCCAGUAGACCUACUGGAAUGUCACUCACCCCAGCUUGCCACACAAGACAUCUUUACAAGAAUGUAAGCUCUGGCGAAGACUUCUUUUGUGUCUGUUCACAAUGUUAAUGAAAGUGAUUCAGCUUCUCAAGAUCUUUAAUUGAAUUAGAAGAUGCAUUGUUUGACUUUUGAUACUGUACUAAAUACUUUCUUUGCUGAACUAUUUGUUCCA